Kluyveromyces lactis is the source of this 666-nucleotide messenger RNA. It is a transcript of the gene SYF2, whose product is annotated as Syf2p. The coding region runs from base 1 to 666 and encodes 221 amino acids. The transcript has a single exon. Lineage: Eukaryota; Fungi; Ascomycota; Saccharomycetes; Saccharomycetales; Saccharomycetaceae. The record is from RefSeq and is a predicted model, not a curated record.
AUGAAUAUACUCAGAUAUCUUCCAGGUGACAGAAAGUGUAGCCCUUAUUUGAAUGCCACAAAUCACAUUGUAAACUGGACACAGGCUGAUAAUAAAUAUUCGAAGAUGAAUGAUCUAAUGGAAAUUGAAAAAAAGUUGAAGAGUUUGCGGAAACAAAAAGUGGAAGUAAGUAUAAGGAAUAAGAAGGCCAUAAUAGCUGAAGAGAAGAAAAACUCUGAAAGAAGAGUAUACAGUAUGGCUGACGAUGGCGAAGAUAAAGCUAGAAGUAACAAAAGCGAACCAGAAGAUCCGAUAAAAUUGGCAAACUACUCAAUACGCGAAUAUGAAAAAUGGGAAGCUAAGACACAGAAUUCAAGACAUAAUAAAAGCGUGAUGGGGGACUUCCAAACUAUAGCAAAGAACAGCUACAAGAAGGAAGUAGAUGCGCUUCCGAAGGAUAUAUCACAUCCGUUGAAAGGUGGAAUAACUGAGGAUGGGAAGGUUCAAGUAGAAGAUAAUCCUGAACUAGUAGAAAAAAUGGUGAAUGAUUUGAACGAACGAUCAAAGAAAAGGUAUAUGGUACGGAAACAAAAACUAGAUAAACAAAAUAAGAUCAAUUUGGAUGAUGGAUUUAUUAAUGACAAGAAUAAACGGUUUAAUGCAAAAUUGAAUAGCGAGUUCAAAUAG